AUGGUUCAGAUUGCCAACAUCGGCGCCAAGGGCGCAGCGGAAAAGGUGCAGAUGGCCCAGGCUGAGGCUCCCCAGUUCGAGAAAGUCGACUGGAAGAGGGAGCCUCACCUGCGCAAGCUGUACAUGAUGGCGGCGGCGCUGAUGGUUGCUUCGGCCACCACCGGUUACGACGGCAUGCUUGUCAAUACUUCCCAGAUGAUGGACAAUUGGACCCAGUUUUUCUCCCCCAAGGUGAAGGAGAGCAACUGGCUGGGUCUCCUGGUGAACAUGUUCAACAUUGGUUCCAUUAUCAGUUUCUUCAUCACUCCAUACAUUGCCGAUCGCUUUGGCCGUAAAAUUGCCAUCAUCAUUGGGUGCAUCUUCAUGGUCAUCGGAGGUAUCGUCGGCACUGCUUCCACCGGCUACAACAUGUACAUCGCUGGUCGGUUCAUCCUUGGUUUCGGCAACUCCCUGGCCCAGAUGUGCUCUCCUCUGCUUCUCGUCGAGAUCGUUCAUCCUCAGCACCGUGGUCCCGUUACUACCAUCUACAACUGUCUCUGGAACGCCGGUGCUCUGCUCGUCUCCGUCAUUGGUUGGGGCACCUCGUACGUCACGAGCGAGUGGUCCUGGCGAUCGAUCACGUUGCUGCAGAUUAUUCCCUCAGUCAUCCAGCUCAUUUUUAUCUACUGGAUCCCCGAAUCUCCUCGUUACCUCAUCAACAAGGAGCGCCACGAAGAGGCCCUCGCUAUUCUCACAGAGUACCACGGUGGGGGCGACGUGCUCAACACCGUCGUGCAGUUCGAAUACCGUGAGAUCAAGGAGACGAUCCGUCUGGAGAAGGAGGCCGGCUCGAAGAGCAGCUACAUCGACUUCUUCCGCACCAAGGGUAACCUGUGGCGUCUGGCCAUUAUCGUCUCUCUGGGUAUCAUCUCACAGUACUCGGGUAAUGCUCUGUUCUCCAACUACAUGAACCAGAUCUACGAGGGUGCCGGUAUCACCAACCAGAACCAGAAGUUGGCCCUGAGCACCGGCAAGACCAUCCUCGAUAUCAUUGUCACGGUCGCCGCCGCCACCCAGGUCGACAACUUCGGUCGUCGUCCUCUGUUCCUGACCUCUAUCUCCGGCAUGGUCGGCUCGUUCGUGUGCUGGACCAUCACCGGUGCCGUCUACGAAAACUCCGGCGAGACCAACACCGGCUCAGGCUACGCGCAGCUCGUCUUCAUCUGGCUGUUUGGCGUCUUCUACGACAUUGGUUUCUCCGGUCUGCUCAUCGCCUACGCCCUCGAGGUCCUUCCCUUCCAGCUCCGUGCCAAGGGUAUGAUGAUCAUGAACAUCACCGUCCAGGCUAUUCUUGCCAUCGGUAACCAGACCAACAUGGUCGCCUGGGAGAACCUCCCCCACCACUGGAACUUUAUGCUUUUCUACACCCUCUGGAACUUCUGCGAGUUGAUCUUCGUCUACUUCUUCUACGUCGAGACCAAGGGUAACACCCUUGAGGAGGUGGCGCGGAUCUUCGACGGCGAAGACGCCGUUGCGCAUAUUGAUCUGCAACAGGUCGAGAAGGAGAUCGAGGCCGAGGCCACGUACCACGAGACUGUUACUGGCAAGUCGGCUGCUUGA
This is a messenger RNA of Aspergillus udagawae, 1599 nucleotides long. Its product is annotated as putative MFS hexose transporter. Gene Ontology annotation, molecular function: carbohydrate:proton symporter activity. The transcript has 5 exons. NCBI's taxonomy places the organism in Eukaryota, Fungi, Ascomycota, Eurotiomycetes, Eurotiales, Aspergillaceae. Bases 1 to 1599 code for a protein of 532 amino acids. The record is from RefSeq and is a predicted model, not a curated record. Gene Ontology annotation, cellular component: membrane. Gene Ontology annotation, biological process: transmembrane transport; carbohydrate transport.